AUCAGUAUGUACAGGUGAUAAUGGACGUACAAAUUUAAAUGACUUGAUAUAGAGCACUCCUCAGGCGAAGAUCUAACAAUGUUGUUGGGAAGGCGGAGGACUUUUCGCGUCUGUACAUACGGGAGUGUCCUGGUCUCGGUAUUCUUUCUAUUUAUUUUGCUCCAAGUCCUAGUGUCACCAGACGAGGAAAUCAGUCACCUAGUGUCGGCUGGCAGUAAUAGGCUAUUUACAUAUGACACAGAAACAUCGAUUCUGGAUUAUCCUGCCGAUGACGAUAGACUAGUUAAAUAUGUCCGCGACACAUUCAUCAAGCCGUACGAUAGGAGACCAGGCGUGCAAUACAACCUUACUGAGAUCAAACAGAACUCAGAUUAUUCAAGAGGACAGAGCAAGAUCAUUGAUGAACAUCUAAUGAAAAAGCGUGUCGGCUAUUAUGUUGAUGUUGGUGCAGGCGACGGAGAACAUCAUUCUCUGACAUUAUUUUUUGAAAUGGAAAGAAGUUAUAAUGGCCUGCUUAUAGAGCCAUAUCCUAGCCGGUACAAGACCCUCCUGACAAAACACAGAAAAGCACACUCAUUACAGGCCUGUGUCAGGACAAACAGAACAGGAAGCCUUAAGGAGUACCUCGCCGUCAAACAGAGGACGUCUUCAGUCGUUCCCUGUCUCUGGAUGGAGACCGUACUCUCUGCUGCAGGAGUGAAAACCAUCGACAUCCUUAGUAUAAACGUACGAGAAGAAGAAAUGGAGAUACUCCAUGCCAUUCCAUUUGACAAAUUUAACAUCAGAGUGGUUUCAAUUGAAUUUUCUCACAAUAGCAACGCUUAUGUAGAUGCUCUUAAGUUCAUGUCGUCAUUGAAUUAUGUAGUUAUUCAUCAGUUUGUGUAUCAUCCAUUGCUUAAAGUUGACUUUAUUUUUGUAAAAAAAACAAAAGCAAAGUUAUAA
Molecule: messenger RNA, 942 nt
Organism: Ylistrum balloti
Lineage: Eukaryota; Metazoa; Mollusca; Bivalvia; Pectinida; Pectinidae
Exons: 4
Coding region: 79-942 (287 amino acids)
Source: RefSeq, a predicted model, not a curated record